Geodia barretti is the source of this 2767-nucleotide messenger RNA. The record is from the annotation of a GenBank genome assembly. NCBI's taxonomy places the organism in Eukaryota, Metazoa, Porifera, Demospongiae, Tetractinellida, Geodiidae.
CUUGAAAAUUACAACAGCCAGGGGUCGCCCGUCGUUCGGCGUCGUUACUGACCUUUGAACCCAGCUCACGUGAUACGCGCAAGCCACCGCCCACUUUCUUUUCUGCCAGCAUCGCAGGGGAGAAAGAUGCCUGCAGUUUUAUCCAAAGUGGCUCCCUUGAUAAUCCAGCCUCGCGUGCUAGUGUCGUUGAGUGCAUUAGUAGCUGGACUGGGUAUCUACGUCACGCAGCGGAGGCAUGGCAACAAGUUCAAGGAUAGCAAGCACCUUCCGUCAUCGGCAAAAUCAAAAAGCGAGAGAGCGGCAGUAGACGCAAAGUUCAUUUCUCAACUGCUGAGACUAAUAAAAAUCAUCAUCCCCGGUCCCUUCACUCCUGAGGUUGGCUAUUUGCUAAUGAUAGCAGUGAUGCUGGUGUCCAGGACCUAUGCUGACGUGUGGAUGAUCCAGAAUGGAACAGCUAUCGAGGGCUCCAUCAUAGGACGAAGCAUGGAGUCCUUCUUAAAAAACCUGUCCAAGUUUGUAUGUGCCAUGCCCAUUAUUGCUCUGAUAAACAGCCUCCUCAAGUACAGUCUUGAUGAGCUGAAGCUGCGGUUUCGCUCGCGUCUCUCUCGUCACUUCUACAGCAGAUACAUGAGUGGUUUCACGUUCUACAAGAUGUCAAAUCUGGACAGUCGAAUCAGCAAUGCCGAUCAGCUACUUACUCAGGAUGUGGAGAAAUUUUGUGAUACUCUGGCUGAGCUCUACUCCAACAUCUCCAAGCCUAUCCUGGAUAUCACACUGUACGUGUACAAACUUACGGGCAGCAUUGGAGCACAGGGUCCUAUGACGAUGCUGGCUUAUCUCGCUCUCUCGGGAUUUCUCCUGACAAAACUGCGGUCGCCCGUGGGCCCAAUGACAGCUCAUGAACAGCACCUGGAGGGACAGCUGCGCUUUGUCAACUCCCGCAUCAUCACCAACAGCGAAGAGAUCUCGUUCUACCAGGGAAACGUCCGAGAGAAAGUCACCAUCUACAGCACCCUUGACCAGCUGAUUGAUCAUCUGAGGAGUUUCGUGCUGUUUCGCUUCUCAAUGGGAUUCAUAGACAGCAUGGUGGCCAAGUAUCUGGCGACAGUGGUGGGGUAUUACGCGGUGAGCAGACCGUUUCUCAACCUCUCUCAUCCUCGACACUCCAACACCACCCACAGCGAGAGGAUGAUGGACUACUAUAGCAGUGGCAGGAUGUUGGUAAGGAUGGCACAGGCUAUUGGCAGACUGGUCCUAGCUGGUCGUGAGCUGACGCGACUUGCAGGGUACACCACAAGGAUGUCACAGCUCUCAGUGGUUCUGAGAGACCUCGAGAGGGGAGUCUAUGAGAGGACUAUGGUGGCCAGUGAAAACCAACAGGAAUCAGAUAAUGGAAAUGUACGUCCGUCUAUACCACUGGUUCCCGGGAGUGGAGAGAUCAUCGAAACUGAUCACGUCAUUAGAUUUGAGGGGGUUCCCCUCGUUACCCCCAACGGCGACGUCAUCAUUAGGUCGAUGGACUUUGAAGUAAAGGGUGGGAUGAAUGUCCUGGUGUGUGGACCCAAUGGCUGUGGGAAGAGUUCCCUCUUCCGAGUUCUAGGAGAACUGUGGCCGCUGUUUGGCGGGAAGUUGGUGAAGCCCCACAGGAGCAAGUUGUUCUACGUCCCGCAGCGGCCGUACAUGACCCUGGGAACUCUGCGAGACCAGGUGACCUAUCCAGACUCUGUGGAUGACCAGGCCAGGAGAGGAGUCACUGACCAAGCCCUAGAAGACUUCCUCGCCAAGGUUCACUACAUAUUUCACUAAUUUCGAGAAAUCCUGAAAUCCGCAAAGGUUUUAGCAUUCCAUGUACACAUUCGUGAAACAUAAUUUGAUUCAUGCAAGUAAGUUUUUUUUGUUGCAAAAAGUUACUUUUGGGUAGGUAGAUGAGAGAGAGGUGUUACGUGUGUGUGUGUGUGUGUCUACAGGUGCAGUUGUCAUACCUCCUGGAGAGAGAAGGAGGGUGGGACUCCGUCCAGGACUGGAUGGACGUCCUCAGUGGAGGAGAGAAACAGAGAAUGGCCAUGGCACGGUUGUUUUAUCACGAGCCGCAGUUUGCCAUUCUGGACGAGUGCACCAGUGCAGUCAGUGUGGACGUCGAGGGUUUCAUAUACUCUCACUGCAGAGAAAGAGGGAUCACACUGUUCACAGUCUCACAUAGAAAAUCUCUGUGGACACAUCACGAGUAUGUACUACAGUUUGACGGAAGAGGAGCUUAUGAAUUCAAGGCCAUCGACGCCGACACUGAAGAAUUCGGUUCCUGAAAAUUACAUCUGCCACGUGGAAAGAACACACCAUUAGCAUGACUGUACAUACUUAUAUAGGUAUAUAUAAUAUUAUUACAGAGUAAUAUUUAUUGUUUUAUAUAUAUCUGUGGGUCAGGUAGCAGCUACAUAUUAUUAUAGUGGCUGUCUUGUUAUAGUUCCAUGCGUGGUUUGUCCAGCAAGUAUCUGACGGCCUGGCGAAUGGCGGAAAAAUCUCCCUUCUCCGAAAAGUAUUGCCUCACGGCCCCACUUCUGUCCCACCAGGUAUUUCCCAAAAUUCCACUGGGGCAGCGUUCGCGUAGACUCGUGCAGAAAUGAGUACACGGCACUCGCGUCUCUUCCCGAGACGUCGACCUUGGAGAAGAGUGGGAAAUUUAUUCCGUAGCUUCGGGUGAAUUCGGUUAUUUCAGCCAUCGACCCAGGCUCUUGUUCUCCAAACUGGUUGCAGGGGAACGCUAGGACUG